Molecule: messenger RNA, 1884 nt
Organism: Chenopodium quinoa (quinoa)
Lineage: Eukaryota; Viridiplantae; Streptophyta; Magnoliopsida; Caryophyllales; Amaranthaceae
Product: glycine-rich cell wall structural protein-like
Exons: 1
Coding region: 1-1884 (627 amino acids)
Source: RefSeq, a predicted model, not a curated record
AUGGCUUUGUCUGCCAAAGCUCUCUAUUCCAUUACACUUCUUCUCAUGAUAACACUUACCUCUUUAAGUAAUACAAUUCAUGGUGACGAAGAAGAUGGUGGUGGAUUCUUUGGUCAUUGUGCAUAUCGGUGGAGAGGUUGCGGAAGCUUCUUUAACAAUGCAUUUGGGGGUGGGGGGAGGCGUGGUAGUAGCUUUGGAGUUGGUAGUGGUCAAGGAGGUGGUGGUGAUGAUAGUGAAGGUGGCAAUGUUGGUUAUAGUGUUCAAAAGACUAUUAAUAGUGGUGGUGGUGGUGGAGGGGGUAGUGGUAGUGGUUCAAUAGAAGGUUCAGGUCAUGCAGAAGGUCAUGGAGAAGGUGCUGGUGGUGGAAAAACAACCAGCGGUAUUAUUAGUGGAGGUGGAGGAGGAGAAGGUGGUGGUUCGGCUGAAGGAAAAAAUGGUCAUGGGGAGGGUCAUGGAAGUGGUGCUGGGGCUGGAAUUGGAGACACAAGUGGCAAUACGGUUGGUGGAGGUGGAGGAGGAGAAGGUGGUGGUUCAACUGAAGGAAUAGAUGGUCAUGUUGAAGGGCAUGGAAGUGGUGCCGGUGCUGGAGUUGGAAGUACAGUUGCAGGUGAUGUAGGAGGAGGCGGAGGAGGCAGUGGAGGAGCAGUAGUAGAAGGAUUAGGUGCACAUGCUGAAGGGCAUGGUCAAGGUCUUGGUACUGGAGUCACAAGUGGGGGUGUAGCUGGAGGAGGUGGUGGUGGAGGAGGAGAAGGUUCAUCAGAAGGGUUAGGUGGACGUGCUGAAGGUCAUGGAGAAGGUAUUGGUGCCGGUAUUGGAGUUACAAGAGGUGGUACAACAGGAGGUGGUGGGGGUGGAGGAGGAGGAGGUUCAACAGAAGGAUUAGGUGGUCAUGCGGAAGGACAUGGAGAAGGUGCCGGUGCUGGAAUUGGAGUCACGACUAGUGGUGCAGCAGGGGGAGGUGGUGGAGGAGGAGGUUCAGCAGAAGGGGUAGGUGGACAUGCAGAAGGGCACGGACAAGGUCUUGGUGCUGGUAUUGGAGACACAAGCAGUAAUGUAGUUGGCGGAGGUGGCGGUGGACAGGGAGGUGGCUCAGUAGAAGGUUUAGGUGGACAUAGUGAAGGGCAUGGAGAAGGUUUUGGUGCUGGUUUUGCACACACAAGUGGUGGUUCUACUGGAGUUGGUGGUGGGGGAGGAGGUGGAGGUGGAGGAGGAUCAUCAUCGCAUGAUUUAGGCGUUCAUGCAGAAGGGCAUGGAGAAGGAGCAGGUGUAGGUGGUGGAGUUGGAGGUGUAGGUGGUGGCUUUGGAGGGGGUGGUGGUGGUGGUAGUUUUUCACAAGGUUUAAGUCAUGGUGAAGGACACGGAGAAGGUGCAGGUGGUGGGUUUGGCAGCUCAAGUGGAGGCGGCGGUAGUGGCGGUGGAGGUGGCGGAGGGGGUGUUGGUGGAGAAACUGGUGGUUUUGGAGAAGGUUUUGGCCACGGUAGUGGAUAUGGUGUAGGAGGUGGAGUAAAUAGCUUUGGUGGUGGUGAAGGCUCAGGAGGUGGAGGAGGUAGUGGUAGCGGUUUGGGCUCGGGGAGAGGAUUCGGUCAUGGUUUUGGCUUUGGUGCAGGAUUUGGAAUUGGUGGUGGCGAAGGUGGAGGGGGCGGUGAAGGUGGUGGAAGUGGAGGUAAUGGUCAAGGGUAUGGUCAAGGAGAAGGUAGGGGUUUUGGGGCGGGUGGUACUAGUGGAGGCAAUACUGGUUUGGGUCAUGGUGGUGGAAAAAAUUUUGGUGGCAGCCAAGGAAUAGGCAUGGGAUUUGGUAUGGGUAUGGGAUUUGGAUUCGGGAUGGGUGUAGGUGCUAAUAAACGUUUAGAUACUAAUAGCAAUGUUGAAAAUCACAAGCACUAA